Messenger RNA from Nannospalax galili (Upper Galilee mountains blind mole rat), 600 nucleotides. It is a transcript of the gene Ndufc2, whose product is annotated as NADH:ubiquinone oxidoreductase subunit C2. Gene Ontology annotation, biological process: mitochondrial electron transport, NADH to ubiquinone. Gene Ontology annotation, cellular component: mitochondrial inner membrane. NCBI's taxonomy places the organism in Eukaryota, Metazoa, Chordata, Mammalia, Rodentia, Spalacidae. The coding region runs from base 148 to 510 and encodes 120 amino acids. The transcript has 3 exons. The record is from RefSeq and is a predicted model, not a curated record.
ACGCAAGGGGAAGCAUUUGAGCACUGCACCGACGUGUCCCGUGCCCUUCAGCCCGUGCUCGGAGGAGAACGUUGGUUCAGUCGUGGUGGUGUUUUUUUCUUAUAGUUGGUGGUCUGAAGUCAGACCUCACAUAGAACCGGCCUCAAUAUGAUGAGCGGAAGGCCGGGCCGAGAGCCCUUAAAAUUCCUGCCGGAUGAGGCUCGGAGCUUGCCCCCGUCCAAAAUGACCGACCCGCGGCUUCUGUACUUCGGUUUCCUGGGCUACUGCUCCGGCCUGCUCGACAACGCGCUGCGGCGGAGGCCGGUGCUGAUCACCGGUUUGCAUCGCCAGCUUCUGUAUGUUACUUCCUUUUUUUUUGCUGGAUAUUAUCUUUUAAAACGUCAAGACUAUAUGUAUGCUGUGAGGGACCACGACAUGUUUGGGUAUAUGAAAUUACAUCCAGAGGACUUCCCUGAAAAAGAGAAGAAAACUUAUGGAGAAAUUCUUGAAGAAUUCAAUCCAGUACGUUGAAGUCCUCAAAAGGCUUGCUCCUGUUCCACCAAGAUAUGUUUUUUCUGAAUUUUAUGGGACAUAUUAAAAUAGUUACUAUGAAUUCUCUGG